Molecule: messenger RNA, 7153 nt
Organism: Nezara viridula (southern green stink bug)
Lineage: Eukaryota; Metazoa; Arthropoda; Insecta; Hemiptera; Pentatomidae
Source: the annotation of a GenBank genome assembly
UAGAGAUGGUAUCGGUUAAUGUUGUGAUGUAGUUCUUUUAUGUAGUAUUUCCCUUAUUAUUUUGUGUUUACUUUAAUUUAUAUGUAUUUUGUUUAUCCUAUUAUUUAAAGUUUAUCCUUAAAUUUCAUCUUCGAUUUUAACAAUGGUCGAUAGACUCGUUAAUAGUGAAGCAAAUGCCAGGAGAAUCAGCAUGGUAGAAAAUUGCUUUGGAAGCUCAGGACAGCCAUUGGCUGUGCCUGGACGUGUAUUAGUUGGAGAAGGUGUCCUAACUAAAAUGUGUAGGAAAAAACCAAAAGCAAGACAGUUCUUUCUAUUUAAUGAUAUCCUAGUUUAUGGAAAUAUUAUCAUAAAUAAAAAAAAGUAUAACAAGCAGCACGUUAUUCCAUUGGAAGAAAUUAAACUAGAGUCAUUAGAAGAUGAAGGGCAGCUUCGAAAUGGAUGGCUAAUAAGAACAACUUCAAAAUCUUUUGCUGUUUAUGCUGCAACAUCUACAGAAAAACAAGAAUGGAUGGCACAUAUUAAUAAGUGUAUUGAAGAUUUGCUGCGUAAAAGUGGGAAAAAAGCAGCAGAAGUAUAUGCUGCUGUUUGGGUUCCAGAUUCAGAAGCUCAAAUCUGUAUGCAUUGCAAGAAAAAUCAGUUUACAGUUUUAAAUAGACGGCACCAUUGUAGAAAUUGCGGUGAAGUAGUGUGUGGACCUUGCUCAAAUAAGAAAUUUUUACUUCCUAAUCAGUCCUCCAAACCUGUGAGAGUUUGCCUAAAUUGUUUUGACACAUUAUCUAAAGCAAAACUGCAGAAUAAUUUUCAGACUAGUUUGACUACUAGGCCUGACAGCAAAGAUCGGACUGGUUCAGCAGAUUCUUCUUGGGAGGAAGAUUCUGAUGAAGAUGAAGAUAAUUUAAAUCGUGCUUAUCAAGAAGCAGAUAAGUCUAAAUUUUAUGGAUCUACGAAUGCUGGUGUUAUUGAGGAUGCUGAUGUUACUGAGGAAACCACAAUUUCAAUUGAUCAAAAAAAAAUAGACCAUAAAGGACACUAAAAACAUGAACUAUUUUAUGGAACAAGCCUUUUAAUGUCUGACCUGUUUUAAAAACCUAGUGAGUGUUAUAAAAAAACUAUAUAUAUUUUAUUCAAUUAUUUUUUUGUAAAUACUCAUCGAGGAAGAGUUAUAUUGGUUCUUAGGUUUUUAUAAUUGAAGACACCUCUUUCAUUUGUAAAUUUUUAUUUAUAAUCUCGUAGUCCCCACAAUUCGGGGAUCUGACCCAUCUUCGAGAACAAUUUAUUCUGGUAGCUGGUAUCAAUUAUGUAUAAUUUAACAACUUUCUCAGCAACUGUCUCAUUGUCAUACCUGUAUAUGAUGAACAUUUUAUCAUUUGUUUAAAUUAAUGUUUAAAACUAAAAUACAUUUUUUAUAAAAAUAAAUGAAAUUGUGGUUGUUUUAACUGUCACAUUGCCUCUGGGUAUCUGAUAUAUAUAUAUUUUUUUUUAAAUGUUAAAAGUAAAAAAAAAAAAUUGAUGAAGCAAGACACAGUUUCAGCUUAGCACUUUUCCAUAAGUAUUUCUGGAUGAAUAUUGCUGAUUAAUGAAGAAAAGAUGUCUAAGGUACACAAAAAACAUGAACUAAUUUACAGAACAAAUCUUUAAAUAUCAAUAAUAUUUUAACCAUCCAAUUAACAUGAUAAAAAAAUAUUGCUUUUCCAAAAUGUUGUGGUUAUAUAUUUCUGGAUGAAAAGUGCCAAUUAAUAAAGAACAGAUAUAUAACCACCAAUCAUUGAUUUUGUCUUCCAUAAUGUAAAAAAAAAAAAAAAAUGAGAUAUUUUGUUUUGACUAAUAGGCGGUUAAACUCUUCCUUCAGAAAUAAUCUGGUUUGUAUAUUUGUGUAUGAAAUCACAAAAAAUGUUUACUACAUCAACGUAUGGUUGAAACGACCUUAGAAAAGCAUUAUAAAAGUGAGAAUAAAAUUGCUACUGUUGGUGACUGAAUGAGCAACUUCGUGAAAUUAAUUGCUGUAGAGACUUGUUUUUUUUUUUUUUCAAUCAAUUGUUUAUGUAAUACUAACAUAUAUAUUUGAAAUUAUUUUAUCACAUACUAUGAUUUUUUUCACAGAUUAUUUAAAAUACUAUUCUACUAUAAGAUUUCAACUGUUGACAGUUUUCUACUACCCAUUUAUUGUAGAUGACUUUUUUUACAAAGUAAAAAAGACAUAAUGAAAUAUUUCUUUUCACUUUAAACGUUUCAUUUCAAAGUAAAAGAAGAUUCAUCUCUGAGGCGGAAUGAGAAGGAAUCAUAGAGGAAAUACCUCAAAAAGGUGUUAAAAGAAUGUUGAUUCAUGAUUUUGGGUAUGUUAGGAAUUGUUUUCUUCAAGGGAACUCGUCGACACAAUAUUUUAUUGUUUUUAUAUUUCCAUUAAAUCAUGCAAAUACCCCCCCCCCCCUUCCCCAAAACAUGCAAUUUUGUUUAGCAUACAAUAGCAUAAUACAACCUAUUUGAUCUGGUUUGAGUUCAUAAUUAACUUUCAUUAAUUUUUGAGUUGCUGAUAAGAAAAUGCAAUUGCAUGAUGAUCCGUGCUCUAGUCAUGAAAAAUAUGUUAAUAUUCAAUGUUUCACCAUCUAUCAUUCCCUUUUCAAGUAAAAUAAAUUUUUAGUUCCUUUUAUUUAUAAUUUAACACUUGAUAAUGGCAUUUUUGAUGGUAAAACAUUAUAGGAUUGGUUAUUAUAAAUUAUACAAGAGAAAGGAAAAGGUAUUUUUCAACAUGAAAUGUUGAAAAAUUUAUGUUUCAAAGAAUGAAAAAGCCACUUCUUUUUUCCAUUUCAUGCCUAGAAAAGAAUAAAAUAAGGAAGUCAUUUUUAUUUUCAUGGUCAAUUAAAUUUCUAUAAGUAAGAUUUUGUAAUAAAAUAUACUACUUUAUCUUUUAAUAUUAGACACGCUUACCUAUUGAUUGUAUAAAUAUUUAUAGAUAUAUAUUUUUAAUAAUAUUUUAGAUAAUAACAUCUUUUUAAUACAUUACUUAUACGACAUAGUAAUGAACUGAAUAUUUCUAAUAAACUUCGAGAAUGUAUGUAUAUGAUUAUUUUUAACAUGAUUUUUAUAUUUACUUACAAUUUUAGGAAGUAGUGCCAAAUGUGAGUAACAUGAAUUACAUUUCCAUUAUGUAAAACUAUUUAUUGUAUUUAUUUUCUUUGUUUGUUUAUUUUUAAUAAAACUUAAUAGAAAAUAAUUAUUUAAUAAAAUUUUUAAUUCUUGUAGAAAUCUUGAAUUAUCUGUACAUUGUAACAAAAAGAUCUGUUUGCUUUUAUUAUAAAGAAAUAUUAAUAAAAAAAUCAAAUUAAGUUAUUACAAUUUAUUUUUCCCACCAUAUUUAAGUUAUAUAAAUAAGUAUGAUUUAUUUUUUUUAAUUUCUAGAGAUUAAGUCACAGAUGAGCUUUUAACUGGGUUAGGAAGUAGCUUUUAAAUGUUUAUUGUAGCACUAUCAGCUAGAAACAUUACCUCUCGAAAAUCUAGUGUAUAUGUAGAGUGUUUCUUUAAAUUUGGGAUUUUUUAAAGAGGUGAUAGUAGACCUCAAUAGCACAAUACAAAGUUCAUAUGGACCAUGGUUCAAUAAACAAAAAUGCAGCAAACUGAAGUUGUGUGUUUUUCAAGUAGCCAAAUUAUGCAUAGUUCUGUUUUUCAUAAAAUUGUUGAUAAUUUGUGAUUUUUUUCUAUUAGUAGCUUCCUACUGGUCUACAGAUUUCUCUCAAAAAAACUUCCUUGUUUAAUAAGCUUUCAGUCCAUGUUAAUUAAGUUGAGGUCUGCUACAAAAUAAGCUGAGAUUCACUGCCAGUUUUGUAAAACAAAUAUGUUAUGUCAAGCUUUGUUUUCUUAAGGUACCAGUAUUUAAAAAAUUAAUAAUUAAAAUAAAUUAUUACAAAUCUUCUAUUAAUAUUUUUCUAUGAAAUGGGAUGUUUUAUUUUUUUUAUUUAUUUUUUUUUCUGUAGGCAUUACAAACCUUGGGAGAUGUUUUGCCGGCUUGAUAAGCCUGCUUCAUCUCUGCCUGUCUUGGGCUAUUUCCUUCCAGUUAUCUGCUUUUUGGCUUUCCAGGUGGUCUUUUGCCUUCUAUUGAGCCAUUCAUUGUUAUGUUGAGGCUUCCAGAUGGAUUGCUAUGAUCUACAUGUUCUGCCUUCAUAAUCUCCGUGCCUUCAUAUCAUGGGAUAUUGAUUCACCAGUUUCUGUAAGCAGUUCUUUAUUGUUCUUUCUUUCUCAUGUGUUAGUACUCUCAUCCCAGAUUGUUCCGGUGAUCGUGCAGAGGAUUUUUCUCUCAAAUCUUUCAAUACUUUUUUCUAGGGUGCAGGUUAGUGUCCAGGUCUCACAGCUAUAUAUUAGAACUAGAUUUUUCAUAGCAUUGUGCCCCCGGGAUUCCGAUACCUUUGAAAGCUCUAUUUGUGCUAGUUUUACUCUGAUCUAUUUCUGACCGUUAUUCAUUCAUUGAAGUUAUUGUAGACCAAGGCAUUUGAAUUUUUCUACUCUCGGAAUGAUUUUCCUUCUACACAGAUCCUGUUAUUGGGGUAGAAUUUUUGGCAUAUUAUUAUUUAUUUUGUUUUGUCUUUAUUUACUUGCAGGCCAAACUGUUCUGCCUCUCUUAUCAAAUUCUUAGCAUGUUUCUCAAUGUCCACUUCCAAGGAGAGCUAUAUCAUCCAUUUCGACAUGGACCCCUCCAGUUUUCUGUGAUGUUCUUAUCACCUUCUCCAGGGAUAAGUUGGAAAACAUCAGUAAUAGUCCAUCUCUCUGUCGUAAGCCCAUUUGAACUUAGAAGGCUUCAGAUACUUCUCCUUGUAUUAGGACUCAACAUUUAGGGUCAUUUGUACACGCCUUUGUCAAUCUCACCAACUUAGCGGAACUCCCAGUUCAGUCAUAAAUUUCCAAAGACUGGUUUAAAAUCGACAAAUAGUUCAAGAAGGUCCUGAGCUACUUUCCAUAAUUUUUCGAGUACUUGUUUUAGGAUUAAAAUCUGGUCUAAGAAGCUCUUUCUUUUAUGAAUCCAACUUGGUGGUCACCUAUUAUAUUUUUGUAAUAUGAAUAUAUCUGGUUUAAUAGGAUAUUAGUCAUUAGCUUGUAGGAGUUCUAUAAGUUGCAUAGGAGUUCUAUGCCUUUAUAAUUACUACACUCAUACAUGGAGCCUUUGUUUAGAAUAGAACAGAUAAGGCCUGUAUUUCAAGCCUCAGGUAUCGUUUCCUCUUCCCAUAUUUUCUGGAUUACUUGUAGUACCUUGUCUCUUAAGUCGUCUCCCCCAUAUUUAAACAGUUCUGAUGCUAUUUUGGCAUAAUUUUUAUCAUUUCCCUAUAGUAUCCUGCCUUUUAAAUCUAAAAAUUGUUUGAUUUGUUUUUUUUAAUUUUCCCUCCAAAUUAGUUUUUUUAUUUUUUGUUCAUUGGUUGAACUCUAAGUUUUUUUUCUCUUGUAAUUAUUCUCUAGUUUUUAUUUUAUUUAUGUUAUUCUUAGUGGAAACUUUUUUUUUAUUUCAAUGAAUUUUAUAUAAUGGUUUAAAUUUUUUUUUUUUUUUACUUUUAUGUGUGUUGUGGCCAACAGUAAUAAGUAUAAAUAUGGUGUAAAUAUAUACUUAUAUAUAUGUGUAUGUGUGUACACUUAAUAUUAAAAAUAAAUAGAUACCUACUGUAUAUUAAAGGAUUAAGCAGGUGCCCAGUCUUAAUGCAAAGACUAGUCUUGCUUACAUCCUCUUAAGAACCAUUUUUAGAGCUCCAUUAUGAAUCUUAUUUUAUUUUACCCACAUUUGUGACAUUGAUAUCCUCCACACAUAAGGUAUAUAUUAUAUCACGUAUAAGGUGAUAUACCUUUUUUUUUAUUAUUAUAUAAAAAUGUAAUUUAAACUCAUAUAAAUUUAUUAUGGCCUUCUGUAAUAUUAUUUUAAUUACAAUUAAAUUGAUCCAUUUUUCAUUAAAUUACAACAGUUAAUUAUAAAAACAUCCAUAGAAUUUGUAAGUUUAAGUUCUAUGGUUUCUUUUUUAUGUUUACUGUUUUAAAUUGGUUUUUAUUUCUUUCAUUGUUCGAUUAUUAUUAUUUUGUAUUGGAGAAUAUAUUUAAUUUAUUUUAUGGCAUGAUUCAUUUCAAUUAUUAUUUUUUUUAAUAUAUAAUUUUCUGUUAUUCGGCAUUUCAUUUAUAUAGAUUUAUCCUCAAGGGUUUAUUAAUUUAACAUUUUUUAAAAGAAAUUAAUAUUGCAAGGCACUGGUGCCUCUGGAUAAGGUUGGGGAGGAUUGGUGUUUACAUUUAUUUACACUGCCGCCACAGUAUUUAUGUAUCUUUUUUUUAUAUUCAAUAUAAUAUUGUAAACAUUUAGAAGGAGAUUUUUUAAAUUUCAGUUUGCCAUCAUUGGGAAAAGACUUGUAUUUUCAUCUUGAAAUACUCCUGGCCCCAACAAGUUUAUUCAUGAAAAUGUUGAGAAUGGCCAAAUUACAUUGAUAUAAAUAGAUUCAAAAAGGCAACUGGCAGAUGGGCUAACAAAUACAGACAAGUAGUAGGUACAAACUUUUUCUGUUAUUCUGUCUCAACUCCAUUUGUUUUUGACAGUUUUCAACAAAAUCGGGUGAGCUGGUUGAAAAUAUGUCUGUUGACAUUGAUAGAAGACUUUGCCAAUGAUUGGCACAGCGAAGAGUCAAACUGAAACGAAAUUUUUCACAUAUAGUUAUCAAAAACAAAGUUCAAAUGGAAAACAUCAGUGUGUAUGGGGAAUCCCGUCAAGUGGUGCUGAAAAAAAAUGGUGGAAUUUUAUUAGAGAGGUUAUACAUAAGCAUUUUUUAGGUGCUAUGUCAUUAUUGGUAUCUUUUAUUUUUUUUUAUAUGUAGUUCGUAAUUUAUUAUCUAUAGUUGCUAAAAUGAUACGGUUGUGAAAACUUGUAAUAAAAGUAACUGAAAUGGUGAGAGCUAAUCUCAUAUUAUGGUACAUCAAGUGCAAAUAGUCCCGGAAUAGGCUCUCAAAAAUGACGAAAUAUCCAAAUGUGGAUGAAAUAUAAAAAAAAAAUUGUAACAAAAAACUAAAAAACAUUUUGGAGGCUUCACACACUACGUGUACAAUUUAGAGAUUGCUUUAAAAAUCGCAUGAAGCAAUUUUCAUUAUUAAUAUUAGAAAGAAUAGCAGCACCAUAUUUCGUGUUUUUAUAGAUUUUAAUGGUUAC